Molecule: messenger RNA, 348 nt
Organism: Paracoccidioides brasiliensis Pb18
Exons: 3
Coding region: 1-348 (115 amino acids)
Source: RefSeq, a predicted model, not a curated record
AUGUCUCCUAUGCUGCGGCGAUCGCUCUUCGCACCCGCCAUGCGCCUGUCGACACGCAGGCACCUUUCAACAACUAGCCGGCUACUUAACAGCAGCAGUGGCAGUGUAGAUGCGGGAGCAUUGCCUGUGCAGAAGCCCGUGGGAGCUUUCAGAGGAGGGCUAUUUGGCUUCCUCCUUGGCACUACGGUGGCGGGCGCAUCGGUAUACUACUAUAUCUUGGAUGAGUAUAGAGUGUCCAACGAGAUGUUGACAGAAGACAUCUACGCCUUGCAAGCAGCGACGCAACGCCUCAAUGCCUACGUGACCGACCUAGAAGGAAAGCUGGACCUAUUGCAGAAGAAGAAAUGA